Molecule: messenger RNA, 4868 nt
Organism: Pararge aegeria (speckled wood butterfly)
Lineage: Eukaryota; Metazoa; Arthropoda; Insecta; Lepidoptera; Nymphalidae
Exons: 8
Coding region: 242-4144 (1300 amino acids)
Source: RefSeq, a predicted model, not a curated record
ACGUUUUGUGCAGUGGUAGUUUUCGAAGCUUGCUUUAUUUUCGAAUUGCCGUCAUAUGAUUUCAUGAAGAAUAUUAUGUUUCUUAGUGUGUCUGAAUGUGCUUAUAAGUAACGAGGAUUAAAAACAGUUACAUGAUUGUCAUAUUCAACAGGAGAUAAACAUUUGUCUAUAACGAAUUUUUGAUCACAAGAAAUGUGCAACAAACGUUUAUUUUCGCUUUGGGAACUUUUAACAUAAUAGGAUGCCGCCAAGAAAAACAGGUAGAUCACCAAAAAAACCUGUAGUGAAAAAGCCCCGCAGUCGUGUAAAGAAAGUAAAGCCUGUUUUAAAAACGCCGUCUGUUGUCAAACUAAAAAUUAAGUUACCAAGUGAUCCUACAAAUGUUCAGAAUAGUACAAAUGAUGUUAUAGCUAAUAAAGAUGUUGUUAAAGAAGUUAAGAAACCUGUCACCAACAAGAAACCAGUAGUGAAAAGGCAACGCGUAAUAAAGAAAACUGUGAAUGGAGAAUCAGCUGCAACCAAGGGUGCAGCAGUAAAAAAAAGGGGUGGAGCUAAAGUUCCUGUUAGAAAUGAUAACUCUGUAAAGCCAAAAGGUGAUAUCAAAGAAGAAGAAACCAAAUAUAAUAUACCAGAAUUAAAUAAAAAUUACUUAAAAAUUUUUUUGGCAAAUGAAGUUGUCAAUUCUCAGUUCGCUAAAAAGGCUAAACAUAUAGACAAACAACCAGUUGAGCAUGUUUUAAAAGAAGAUAAGGCAAAUGUAAAACCAGUUUCUAAUGGCAAAGCAGUGUUAAAAAAGCAAGUCACAUCUCGGAAAACACCAGCAAUAAAGGUGCCAGUAGUUACCAGGACAUAUGGUUGUUCUAAGAAAAAACCUCCGACAUUACCUACAUUAAGUGAAACUGACUGUAACACUAAUGUAACAACAAAACAAGAAUCAAAAGAAGAUAACGUGGCGAGUACUAAAAAAAAGGCGGAAACACCUAAUAAACGAAAACGUAAUAUAUCAGCCAGUGGUAAAGUUGCAAAGGCUGGACCUAAGUCACGAAAAAAAAAUUGUGGCGUUCUAAAAAAAAAAGAAACAAAUAAUACUGUUGAAACAGACUCAAAAGAUCAAAUAAUGAACUCAAAUAAAUAUUUAAAAACUAGAAGGGCAUCUGCGGCAAGAUCGAAUAAGUCAUGGACAAGAGAUAUAUCUAGCUCUAGCGACUCUUCGCUUGUCACAGUACUUUCAAAAGAUUUUUAUUUUUUUGAUAAAAUACCUAUAUUACAAUUGAACAACAUUGACAAUGAAUUAUUACUAAGAAAUAAUAAAAAAGGUGUUGCUGAUAAAUCUAUUGAGGAUAAAAGUUCAAAGAAGGUGGUAGACGAUCGUAGAGGGAGUAAAGUAGUGGGAGGAACUGCAAAUGAAACUAACAAACAAUGUGCAUUUUUAGAUAUUAAAAGCAGUUUGUCGAACACUUCUAGUUCAUGUUCAGAUGUAACAAAAUAUGAUUUCCCGCGUCAUAGUUCAACAGAAAAUUGUGAUGAUAUUGGUAUUGAAAAUCUGCCUACAUGUUCUUCUUUAGGUCUCAGCAGUUCGUCCACUAGUAGCUCUAGUUCUUCCAGUAGUUCAAGUUCAAAUAGUUCUUCAUCAGUGGCCAGUGGUAGUACGGUAAUGCAGAAAACUUUAGACAAUGGAUUGAGUUCAGAUAAAUUGGUUGACAAUACCUAUGAACAGCACUCCGCGAGGAAUACUGAUAGAACAUUGAAUAAGAAAAACAUUAUACAAAAUCUGAAUUUGAAUAUAAACAAGUUUGAUAUUAGCAAAAUAAAAUUGACCCAAAAUAAAAAUGUAGAGUCAAAUAAUACGAAUAUGAAAAACAUACAAGCAAAGAUAUUCAGAGACGACGUUUUAAAAGAUGAAAAUGAUUUGUGUUGCCUUUGUCAAGCCAUUAUGCAAUUAGAAAUUGAUGAUGUUGACAAGUAUUUCAAUCACAAUGAAUGUCUAGAAUCAACUCGCAUUUCUCGUCCUGUAUCACCGAAAACUUUAAAUUCUCAAGAUGGCCGUAUAAUAAACGAACGCAAAGGAAUAAACAUGCCGGAGGAGUGUUAUCAUGAAAAUGGUUUGGUUUCUACUUCUUCGGGAGUACAACAGUGUAUUCCCGAAGAAGUAGAAACCAACGAAACAGUAGAGAAAAUUAAUGAAAAUAAUUUGGCUUACAGCAAGCCUAACUAUUCUAGCUUUGUUGAUAACGAUGAUGAAGAUACAUUAUCUCUUUUUGCGGAAAGUUUAACGGAAAUAGAAUCAUGUCGAAAAAAUAGUGCAUUUCGUUCCAAAGUGUCUGAGAUUGAAGAAUAUGUUCCACUACCAAUACUGCCACCUACAAACUCACUUAUAAUGUAUCAGCCUACAAAAAUAUCUAAUAAAAGUAUAGAACUUGAAACGCCAAACAAUACAAGUAAAUUUGAAAAAAAGAAGGCAGUUUAUUCACCUUUAUCUGAUAACAAUCUGGAUUUACGUGAAAACACAUUGAUCUAUGAAGAUAAAACGGGGAAUUUUUCACAAAAUACUUUAGGUUUAUCACAUAACGCUCCUAAAAACACUCUAGGAUCAAACAUACCGCGCCUGAUGGCUUUAAUUCACAAACCUACGCAUGGCCGCAAGAGUUUGGUUUUUAAGGGAUGCUGUUACUUUAAUCUUAAAACCACUUGUCAAAAACCUAAAUGUCCAUUCCCUCAUAUAUACCUUAAUGUUAGCGAUGUUAAAAAUUCACUGAAAGCACUAAGUGAAGAGUCUUUCAUCCAAGAGUACAUCCUCAUGAGAGCUUCUCCAAAACUCAGACGCAGGUACGGGGUAUGUUUCGUUGAAGAGUGCAUGCGACGUGAACUUACCAGGAUCCUGGUAGAAAUGGCGAUAGACUUUAUCGUCAGAAUUAACGUAAAUUCCACGGAAGAUAGUGAUUUAAAAUCGGAGGUAGUCGAUAACGUUUUGAUGUAUUUAAACCACGUUGAUCUAUCCACUUGUGACGAUUUGCUGGGAUACAAUGUAAAAUAUGUUGACAAAGAGUUGCUUUGUGAUUUUUUUAUGAGUGUUAUUGCAACGUCUCAAAACUUUUCGCGAUUCAAAUCUGUUUUCAUUAAAUUAACGGAUUUUAUGUAUCAAAACGGACGAACCUUUAGUGUUGAAGUUGCCGAGUCUAUUCUCGAGCGUUUGUGUAUCUUGCCGUAUGACGAAGCAUUGGCUCGGUCUUUGAUCAAAAUUUUGAAAAACACCGAUGUCAGUUUAUUCUCUAAUACGAGGAUAAGAGAUUUGGAGAAACAGCUGCUAGCCUCCAAUUGUGAUCUAUACCACGAGUUCAAAUUGCUUAAAGAUCAAUAUUUAGUCAACAAACCAAGCAUUGGGAACCAUUAUGAAAAUAGGUACGAGUCAUUUGUGAAUACAGAAGUCAAUAGAUUAAACACCAAUUUAGGACAUAAUAAAGGCAAGAACAUAAGACCAGAUAUUACGGAUACGGGUACUGCGAACGGACGUACCAUCGAAACAAAAUUUACCAUGACCAUAGACUUAAACAAGCUAAAACAAUCAGGGUUUAGCGUAAACGCAAACACGAGUAGCGUGGAAUCCUUAGAGUAUGAUGUCCACAAUCCAUUCAUGAACGGACAGAGGCACCAUAUUGUGGGAUUUAGCAAUAACACUAACAGCAAAUGCAUGGAACAAGGUGUUAAUAUUUCGUCGAAUAAACGAACGGGACCCAGUAUAUUGGGAAUCGGUAAAAGCGCACACACAAUCAGUAUAGCACCCUUAAAUCAUGCUGUAAAUAAUCAGUCGACAAAACGGUUGAUACCCAGUAAUUUAGGAGGUUGCGAAACCGCAACCAGCAUUAGCAAGUCAAUGGAGCAUUGUGUAAAUAAUCAAUCAAUGAAAUGGGCGACACCCGGCGAGCCAAAAACUAACAAAGCCAUGCAUAACGGUGUAAAGAAGCCUUUUAAUAACUGGAAGAAUCGUAGUUUUGACAAUGUCGACAAGAGAACCUCCAUAGCACCUUUUCCUCAACGGGCGUCCUUUAAAAGGCAUUCUGAUUGGAGUUUCGAAGGAAGCGCGGCGAAAUUCAAACGGGGUCCGAAUAUGAACAUAAGGUUCGAGAACCAGAGAGAUUCGUUAUAGCUGAUUUUUUCAGGUUGAUGUUGGAUAAACUUAAGUUUCAGCUAGUUAAAAAAUGAAUAAAAGGUAAACAGAUUUGAAGAGUUUUGUAAAUAAAAUUAUCUUUGCUAAAGUAGUCGCCGCCUUAAUAAAAUAAUGUUAUAGUAUAGUAAUAUGUAUUUUUACCAAAAUGCGAAUUUCAAUAAUUUGCUAUAAUGCAAAACAACUAGUCCAAUCCGUACGUUGUUAUUUAUAGUUUAAUUAAUUAACCAGUCCCUUGUAGUCGUCCUAGGUUUGUCACAACAACUCUAUUCCUACCGUGACAAAAAGCUUAAAGUAUCGUUAUUCGUGACGUUCCAGAAUUAGAAUACUUAAUUUUAAGAGGUUAGUAUAUGUAAAAUAAACUCUAUGUAAAAAAAAUACUGUUUAAGCAAUGGUAGUUAGUCCCGUGAACUAAAUUGAUAAAUAAAUCUAAAAAGUGAUGUCAUUUCUUUCUAAGUAAGUUUCAUUUGUUUAUGGAUUUGCGAACACUGCACUGAGCACACACAAACUCUAUUUCAUAGUUGCCUCCUUUUUUUUUUUUUACUUCAAAACAGUAUUUAUAGUGUAAUAUAUUAGAAAUUUGAAUAAAUAUUUUUGUUUACCUUUUAUUCGUUUCCUAUUAGACCAGAGUUUACGAGAUCUGUUCAGUUAAUUGUAAGCCAUAUUGUGACCAUAACAUUUUUUUUAUUGUUUGAUGUCCUUUUAC